AUGCUUCACCGAGACUCGAUUGGAGACAAGGACUUGCUCCGGCGGAAGACGCCGCCAAACCCAAAGUACAAGGAUGUAAAGGCCGUUGUCGAGACUGGGCUAACAGCGGAGCUGGCGCAGUUCAUAAAGCAGACGAGCGCCGUCACGCAGCGUCAGCCCGGCGAGGCGUUUCUGCGCAUCCGCUCCAAGGCAGUGGCGGACUACAUUGUGCAGCUGCAACAGGCGCAGGAACAGACGCAGGCUGUGGAGGACGGCGGCUUCGCUCACCCUAUGGACGAGUACCGCCCAGCCAACGCCAGGCCGGCGAAGGAAUAUCUCAUCCUAGACGUGCGAUCAGAAGAGGAGUACGCAGCCUGCCACAUUGAGGGGGCGCUGCACUAUCCCAAGCGAAAGAUGGUGCAUGCAACCAACCCGUUCCUCCCAGAGAUGUUUGCGUUCAAAAAUAAGGAGAAUAAGUUAAUUGUGGUAUACGACCUGGAGGAGGAACUGACAGUUGGGCAAAACGUGGCCACAAUCAUUUUUGAAAAGGGUAUCGACAACGUGGCGGUACUGGCUGGCGGAUUGCGAGAGUUCGUGCAGGACCACGAAUCGCUUAUUGUAGGCGAGUCGCCUGUGCCCAUUAUUCCACGCGACGUUCGAUUGCAGAAGCGGGCAGAAGCGUUGUCUGCUGCACGGAGCGAAACACACCGAAGCGCCUUCACACAUAAACCGAAAAGUCUGUCAAAUAGCCUGGCGAAGCCCAGGGUCCGCUGA
Trypanosoma grayi is the source of this 753-nucleotide messenger RNA. RefSeq names its product testis specific, 14. Lineage: Eukaryota; Euglenozoa; Kinetoplastea; Trypanosomatida; Trypanosomatidae. Bases 1 to 753 code for a protein of 250 amino acids. The record is from RefSeq and is a predicted model, not a curated record. Gene Ontology annotation, biological process: protein polyglutamylation; cilium assembly. Gene Ontology annotation, cellular component: ciliary basal body. The transcript has a single exon.